Molecule: messenger RNA, 549 nt
Organism: Ilex paraguariensis (yerba mate)
Lineage: Eukaryota; Viridiplantae; Streptophyta; Magnoliopsida; Aquifoliales; Aquifoliaceae
Source: the annotation of a GenBank genome assembly
AUGGAGGUUGCUACUGAUGAGCCAUUCACUCCAAUAAAACAAGACACAAAGAAAGGAAAAUUGCGCUACUACCCGUAUAAUAUAAACUGGAAUUACGGAUUACUCCCACAAACUUGGGAAGACCCGUCAUUUGCCAACCAUGAAGUUGAUGGGGCAUUUGGAGAUAACGAUCCAGUUGAUGUUGUUGAAAUUGGGGAUAGCCGUGGAAAAAUUGGCCAGAUUCUGAAAGUCAAGCCCUUAGGUGCUUUAGCUAUGAUUGAUGAGGGCGAACUUGACUGGAAAAUAGUGGCAAUUUCAUUGGAUGAUCCAAGGGCUUCACUUGUAAAUGAUGUUGAUGACGUGGAGAAGCAUUUUCCGGGCACUCUUACUGCAAUCAGGGACUGGUUCAGAGACUACAAGAUCCCUGAUGGAAAACCUGCUAACAAGUUUGGUCUUGGCAACAAGGCAGCAAACAAGGAUUAUGCUCUGCAAGUCAUUACUGAAGCCAAUGAGUCUUGGGCCAAACUUGUCAAAAGAUCUACUCCUUCUGGGGAGCUUUCCCUUGUGUAA